CACCGUUAACUCCUCAGUCAGGAGCUCGUUUAGAACUUCUGGACCAGAACUCCUCUCUUCUUCACGAUGCGUCUCCAGACGGUUCUGUGCGUCGCGGCGCUGUUCGCCUCCUCCCUCCUGCUGUCCGAGGCUAGGAUCUCCAAACGCUUCGCCAUCGGCUGUCCAGAGAAGUGCGACAAGUCCCAGUGCGCCCCGAUCCCCGCCGACUGUCUGGCCGGAGACGUGCUGGACCGCUGCGACUGCUGCCCGGUGUGCGCGUCCGGGGAGGGCGAGCAGUGCGGCGGCACCGGGGACCGGGAGUGCGCCGAGGGGAUGGAGUGCCUGGUGACCGACGGCGUGGAGGUGUCCGCCACCGUCCGGAGGAGGGGCAAGGCGGGCGUGUGCGUGUGCACCAACUCCGAGCCGGUGUGCGGCAGCGACGGCGUCUCUUACCGGAACAUCUGCGAGCUGAAGCGCGUCAGCAACCGGGCGAUGAAGCUGCAGCAGCCGCCGGUGAUCUUCAUCCAGAGGGGAGCCUGCGGGAAAGGUCAGCAGAACCCCGACAGUCUUCGUUACAAGUACAACUUCAUUGCUGACGUGGUGGAGAAGAUCGCACCUGCUGUUGUUCAUAUUGAACUGUACCGAAAGAUGAUAUUUUCUAAGCGGGAGGUGGCGGUGGCCAGCGGCUCUGGGUUCGUCGUGUCUGAAGACGGACUCAUCGUCACCAACGCCCACGUGGUCGCAAAUAAACAGAGAGUAAAGGUGGAGCUGAAGAGCGGAGCCACAUAUGAUGCCAAGAUCAAAGACAUCGACGAGAAGGCCGACAUCGCUCUGAUCAAGAUCGACACACCGAUGAAGCUGCCGGUGCUGCUGCUCGGUCGCUCUGCAGAUCUGCGUCCUGGAGAGUUUGUGGUCGCCAUCGGCAGCCCGUUCUCCCUCCAGAACACCGUCACCACCGGCAUCGUCAGCACCACCCAGAGGGGAGGCAAAGAGCUGGGUCUCCGAAACUCAGACAUGGACUACAUCCAGACGGACGCCAUCAUCAACUACGGCAACUCAGGAGGACCACUAGUCAACCUGGACGGGGAGGUGAUCGGCAUCAACACGCUGAAGGUCACAGCAGGAAUCUCCUUCGCCAUCCCAUCAGACAAGAUCAGACAGUUCCUGGCCGAGUCGCACGACAGGCAGGCCAAAGGUCAAACAACCCUGAAGAAGAAAUACAUCGGCGUCAGAAUGAUGAGUCUCACUCCAACGUUGGCGAAGGAGCUGAAGGAGAGGCAGUCAGACUUCCCAGAUGUCACUUCUGGAGCGUACGUCAUUGAGGUCAUCAGCCGAACUCCAGCCGAGGCAGCUGGCCUGAAGGAGAGCGACGUCAUCAUCAGCAUCAACGGCGAGCAAAUCACCUCAGCCAGCGACGUCAGCGCCGCCAUAAAGCGGGAUAAGACGCUGCGAAUGGUGGUGAGGCGAGGCAACGAGGACGUCAUGCUCAGUAUCGUCCCUGAGGAGAUCGAGCCUUGACCUCUCAGCCGACUGAGCGACCAGUCAACGCAACACCUUAACCAGUCGACCAAUCCCGAGCUGGCUCUCAGUGUCUUCCAACCAAUCAUGAACAUUUCAAUAAACCGACCAACCAAUAGGGGGCGUGCGUCUGUCUGGAGAUUGUAAUUAUUAGUGCUCUUCUUCUUGUUGUUUUUGUUUUUUUAAUGCUCACACACACCUUCUUGAAACUGCAGCUUCUACCCUGUCAUCUCAAACUAAUGUUUCCUCUAAACUUUCAUUGUCACAAACCUUUUAUAUCCUACUAACGAUCUGUCACUACAAAGAGGUUCCUGCAGGUUACCGUAGUUUCACUGUGUACUGUAUGUUCUGGAUGGAAUAUUUUGUAAUAGUAUUUUUUUGUCUCUGUGUUUGAUGACAAUGUUUUCAAGAAAGGGAAUAAAAUUAUUUUUAAAAA
Messenger RNA from Acanthochromis polyacanthus (spiny chromis), 1933 nucleotides. RefSeq names its product HtrA serine peptidase 1b (gene htra1b). Gene Ontology annotation, cellular component: extracellular region. The record is from RefSeq and is a predicted model, not a curated record. Gene Ontology annotation, molecular function: serine-type endopeptidase activity; protein binding. The coding region runs from base 67 to 1497 and encodes 476 amino acids. The transcript is spliced from 10 exons. Gene Ontology annotation, biological process: programmed cell death; positive regulation of apoptotic process; proteolysis. NCBI's taxonomy places the organism in Eukaryota, Metazoa, Chordata, Actinopteri, Pomacentridae.